AUGCGGCUGGUGGCAGGCCACUCACCGUCAACAGCAACAAGGAACGUCCACCUCUACAACAUCAACCCGCAGUAUGUCUGGCGUGGCGACGCGCUCACUAUCCAAAACGCAGACCAGGUCUGGGUUGACCACUGCAAGUUCAGCCUUGUCGGUCGUCACAUGAUCCUAUCUGGCUGGGAAGCCGCAGGCCAUGGCAUCAUCUCUAACUCCGAGUUCGAUGGUCGGACACACUGGUCCGCGACCUGCAACAACGAGCACUACUGGACCCUCCUGCUCAUCGGCGCGAAGGAUUACUACACCAAUGACGCUACAAACCUCUUCCACGCCGUCAACAAUUACUUGGAGGAUAUGGCCGGUCAUGCCUUUGACACUGAGGCGAAUACCUGGUCGCUUAUUGAGGGAAAUGUCUUUAGCAACGUAACCAUCCCCAGGACCACCGCCUCAACCACAAAGUCCAACGCCAUCUUCAACAUGCCCUCGGGCCCAAAGAAGCAUUAA
Molecule: messenger RNA, 498 nt
Organism: Aspergillus novofumigatus IBT 16806
Lineage: Eukaryota; Fungi; Ascomycota; Eurotiomycetes; Eurotiales; Aspergillaceae
Product: pectin lyase-like protein
Exons: 3
Coding region: 1-498 (165 amino acids)
Molecular function (GO): pectate lyase activity
Source: RefSeq, a predicted model, not a curated record